AUGAUAUUGUUUCUUUGUCCCUGUAUGCCCUUUUCAAUUUCCUUUCCCCAUCAUUUUACUAACAUAUUAAACUACAAACCACACACUAACCACAUUAAAUUCAAACCCGUGUUGCAUUUUACAAAUUUGAACCCAACCCAUGUUUCAUUUUGCUCAAGGAAUGAGAAAUUUGAUACCUUUUCAGAGAAUGAAAGGCUUGGAUUGCUCAACAAGCCUUCAUGCGUUCCAUUUGGAAAUGGGUCAUCUUCUGAAAUUGAAAGGGAUGCAGAGAAUGGCUUUGUGCAAAAGGAAGAUGUUUUGAAACCCCUUUUGAAGAUUUUCAAUGAAAGUGAUUCUCUUGAAGAAGAGACUGAGAUGGUUAGUUGUAUUGGUGAAUACUAUGAACCAAAACCUGGUGAUUUUGUUGUUGGUGUUGUUGUUGGAGGUAAUGAAAAUAGGCUUAGUGUAAAUGUGGGAGCAGAGUUAGAAGGGACAAUGUUGACUAAAGAAGUGCUUCCAUUGUAUAGUAGAGAAAUGAAGUAUUUGUUUUGUGAUGAGAAAAAGGAGGGUGAGAAUUUUGUGGUUCAGGGUAGAAUGGGAAUUUUGAGAAAUGAUGAUAUGAUAAAUGGAGUGAUGGUGGGAGAAAAGAGUAGUGUUGUAGAGAUUGGAACAGUUUUGUUUGCUGAGGUUUUGGGUAGAACACUUACUGGCAGGCCAUUGCUCUCUAGUAGAAGGCUCUUUUGUCGGAUUGCUUGGCAUCGACUGAGGCAGAUAAAACAGCUCAACGAACCUAUAAACGUUAGAAUUACCGAGUGGAAUAAGAAGGGCCUUCUAACGAGGAUCGAGGGUUUGCGAGCUUUCCUUCCCAAGGCAGAACUUGUGAAAAGAGUAAACAGCUUUACUGAUUUGAAAGAAAAUGUGGGGCGAUGUAUGAACGUACAAAUUACAGAAGUAGAUGAAGCUAGAAACAAUGUGAUACUUAGUGAGAAGAAAGCUUGGGAAAAGCUAUAUCUUCAGGAAGGAACUCUUGUUGAAGGGACUGUGAAAAAUAUUCUUCCAUAUGGAGCACAAAUAAGAAUAGGAGAAACAAAUAGAAGUGGAUUGUUGCAUGCUUCAAAUAUUACUCGAGCUAAAAUUACUUCUGUCGGUGACAUUCUCUUUGUUAAUGAGAAGGUUAAAGUUCUUGUCGUGAAAUCAGCUUUUCCAGAUAAAAUUUCUCUAAGCAUUGCGGACCUCGAGAGCGAACCUGGCCUAUUUCUAUCAAACAAAGAGAAAGUAUUUGUAGAAGCAGAUAUGAUGGCAAAGAAAUACAAAGAAAAGCUACCUCCUGCUUUUAUCACAAAAGGAUCACAACCCCUCUCUCAGAGUGUCUUGCCUUUUGAAAAUGAAGCACUUUAUGCUAAUUGGAAGUGGUUCAAGUUUGAAAAAUAA
Molecule: messenger RNA, 1410 nt
Organism: Vicia faba (fava bean)
Lineage: Eukaryota; Viridiplantae; Streptophyta; Magnoliopsida; Fabales; Fabaceae
Source: the annotation of a GenBank genome assembly